UUCAACAUGGCGGCCAACGUGUCUGUGGAAAAGAUGGAUCAAGAUGAAAAUUUACCCAAGAUCGGCAAAGAUACAGAAGAAUUCAUGGAUGUUGAACAAGAUUCUUGUACUGAUAUAAAAGACGGUGUCGUCAUGGCGGAAGCGAAAAAAGCCGAAGGAAACCAAGAAUAUGUCAAGAAAAACUACGAAGGAGCUCUACGGCUCUACACAGAAGCGAUAGCAUUUGCUCCUAAUAUUGCAACAUUUUAUGGCAACCGUGCAGCAGCUUAUAUGAUGAUGUCAAAAUACGAUAAAGCUUUGGAAGAUGCAAUGACUGCAAUCAAAAUUGAUAAUAAUUUUGUUAAGGGACACUACAGAGCAGCUAAAUGUCAUUUAAUGAUGGGUUCCACCAGGAAUGCAAUCAUGGAACUACAUUACGUAAUUUCACUUGACCCAAAAAAUAAAGAUGCUGUUAAUGAYCUAAAAACUGCAAGAGUUAUUCAAGAAUUAGAAUCAAGUGCUUUUGAAGCUUAUGACAAAAAGGAUUACAACAAGGUAUUAUAUUGCAUGAAAAAUGCUGUUGACUUGUGUCCAGAGUGUACUUUAUACAAAGUUUUGAAAGCUGAAGCRUUGGCCUUACUGGAAAAAUACUCUGAUGCUGAACAUGAAGCAACUGAAAUCUUAAGGAAAGACCCAUCAAACACUGAUGCUAUAUAUGUAAGAGGAUUAUGUCUCUACUACCAGGAUAAUGUGGAAAAAGCCUACCAACAUUUUACYCAAGUUAUGAAAAGAGAUCCAGAUAACAAAAAAGCAAGAAUAGCAUACAAGAAAGCCAAGUCAUUGCAGGCCAAGAAACAAGAAGGCAACGAUGCAUUUGGUAGUGGAAAAUAUGAUAAAGCUUACAAUCUCUACUCAGAAGCAUUAGAGAUUGACCCUCCUAACAAAUACACAAACGCAAAAUUAUACUACAACAGAGCUGUGGCUGGUUCUAAGAUCAAUAAAAAUGAGCAAGCAAUAGAAGAUUGCUCCAAAGCUGUAGAAUUGGAUCACACCUAUACCAAAGCUUACCUGAAACGAGCUCAGCUGUACAUGGAUAAUGAACAAUACGAAGAGGCAGUAAGGGAUUACGAAUUACUUUGUCGAAAAGACCGCUCUUCGAGAGAAUUUCGGCGAUACCUUGAAAAGGCUAAAUUGGAACUCAAAAAAAGCAAGAGAAAAGAUUAUUACAAGAUUUUGGGAAUCCAAAAAAAUGCAACAGACGAUGAAGUGAAAAAAGCCUACAGAAAAAGUGCCCUUCAACAUCACCCAGAUCGACACUCAGGAGCAACUGACGAACAAAAAAAGGAAGAAGAAAAGCUUUUUAAAGAGGUUUGUGGGUUUACUUUGUCAAUCCACGAUAUUUUUCCCAMUAAAAUAACAUAUGAUGCAUUGCAGGUCAACGAAGCSUACAGCGUACUGUCUGAUGCGAAAAAACGCGCGCGAUACGACAGCGGUCAAGACUUGGAAGAUACCUUUGGAAUGCCUGAUGAUUUCGAUCCCAAUUCUAUUUUCCAAGCAUUUUUCGGAGCUCCUGGUGGAUUCACUUUCAACUUUGGCGGGCCAGGUGGUGGACCCACUGGAUUCCCGGGUGGUGCUGGAUUCCCGGGUGGUGCUGGAUUCCCGGGAGGGGGAGGUUUCGGUGGCAAUAGAGGAUUUAAUUUCACAUUUGGAUAAAUCAUCGACUGAAUGUACAUGUAUAAAUCGAAGUGAAUUACGCCGUGGAUCUUGAAGGACACAAGCUGAACACUGACACUGGCCGCAAUAUGGGACAAAAAUGUUGUAUUUUAUGAAAGAGAUGUUUGGACAGAGGGACUAUAAAUAAAGAUUAACCAUUUGUUACAACAAAAUAUUUGAGUCUGUGCUUGUCAUGUCAGCUGUCAUGUUUUUCA
This is a messenger RNA of Exaiptasia diaphana, 1907 nucleotides long. Its product is annotated as dnaJ homolog subfamily C member 7. Lineage: Eukaryota; Metazoa; Cnidaria; Anthozoa; Actiniaria; Aiptasiidae. The record is from RefSeq and is a predicted model, not a curated record. Bases 7 to 1692 code for a protein of 561 amino acids. Gene Ontology annotation, molecular function: protein binding. The transcript has 15 exons.